This is a messenger RNA of Rotaria sp. Silwood1, 771 nucleotides long. The record is from the annotation of a GenBank genome assembly. Lineage: Eukaryota; Metazoa; Rotifera; Eurotatoria; Philodinida; Philodinidae.
AUGGAUGUUGUACGCAAAGAAUCUGAAUCGUGCGAUUGUCUUCAAGGUUUUCAAUUAACUCAUGCACUUGGUGGUGGUACUGGUUCAGGAAUGCAAAUAUCAUUUAGUGUUUUUCCAUCACUCAAAGUAUCAAAAACAGUUGUUGAACCAUACAAUGCAAUGUUAUCUUCAGAACCAAUUAUCGAACAUGGGGAUGCAGCGUACUGUAUUGAUAACGAAGCUUUGUAUGAUAUUUGUUCUCGUACACUUAAAAUAAAAACACCAACCUAUGGUGAUCUUAAUCAUCUGGUUUCCGCGACAAUGUCUGGUGUAACUGCAUGUUUACGAUUUCCCGGUCAAUUGAAUGCUGAUUUGCGUAAACUGGCAGUCAAUAUGGUUCCAUUUCCACGUUUACAUUUUUUUAUGCCAGCUUUUGCUCCACUAGCAUCACGUGGUUCACAGCAAUAUCGUGCAUUGACCGUACCAGAUAUCACACGGCAAAUGUUUGAUGCGAAAAAUGCUAUGGUAGCCUGCGACCCUCGAUAUGGACGAUAUCUUACAGUCGCUGCUCUCUUUCGUGGUCGAGUAUCAAUGAGAGAAAUCGAUGAAAAAAUGUUCGAUAUACAAAAUAAAAAUUCAUCGCAUUUUGUUGAAUGGAUUCCUAAUAAUGUCAAGACCGCAGUAUGCAAUAUUCCACCACGUGGACUUCAAAUGUCAGGAACAGUUAUUGGUAAAGAAAAUAGUAAAAUUUUUGCAUACGAUUCCAAUUGCUUUGUUAUAAAAUAUCUUUAG